Molecule: messenger RNA, 1539 nt
Organism: Amoebophrya sp. A25
Lineage: Eukaryota; Dinophyceae; Syndiniales; Amoebophryaceae
Source: the annotation of a GenBank genome assembly
CGUGCAACCAAAUAGUAGAAUGCAGAGGGAGCUGACAUCGUUGUUAUUUUUUGUAGAAGUUGUACCCAAACUGCGCAACGACAUACCUUCCAAACAUGAAACUUAAACAUUUAGAGUGACAUUACUACGACGAUGAUUUUCCUUGAAUGUGCGCUCCAUUUAUCCGUUUUCGCUCCUCAUAUUUCCACUGAAGCUUUGUAUGGGGACUCAACCGUAUCCACAUCAUAUAAAGGAGCAUUACAUAUUUAUAUAGUUCAUCUUUCCGAGUAUUUGCGUCUCGACUUGCAGACUUUUUUCAGCAGAGUUUCCAGCUCAUUGGCACGGACAACGAAGCCGAGUACAGCAACCGACCACUGGUCAUUUUUGAGAAACCAUCGGGAACGGAAAACCCAGGAGCAUAUGUGGACUUGGGCAGAGCGUACAGCUUAUGCAAUGGUGGCGCUAGUCCCGAUUCCGAGACCAUCGAUGACGUGCACUAUGGUGACGUUUUGCAGCAGCUUAUUGUGCACCCAACACACAGGAUUGCAGAUUCCACAGGAGAAUGACCGCGGUUUUUAUUUAUUUUCCUUUCUGCAUAGAAGACUCCUACAUAAUUUGUGGGAAAAAGGGUAUGAGACCGAUGGCGUGGAUCAGGCGCCUGACACGUCACUGCAACAAAUAGAUCAGAUGAGGCCUUAGGGCGACUGGGGUUACUACAAGAUGGAUCCGCGCAUCGUCCCAGUUACUUUCGACGGCAAGAGCUCUUUUGAGAUUCUGGAUGAUGGGCAAGGUGCGUUUAAUAGCUUAAAGUGUUGCGAAGGAAAAGGAUCCUAAACAAAGGUGAAGCAUCUAUCCUAUCCUGAACCAUCAAACAGCGAUGAAGCAGAUAAAGUCGAAGAAAUAGAAGGAGAAGAAUGGUCUUCGAAUGUAGACAUACUAGCAUGUCUGUAUUACUAUUAUUUAUUAAAGAAAGUCCCUUCUAAUUCUAUGAGGAUCACAGAUUGGCACCUGUUCUCCUCGUGCCGGGAGCUCUGGGCUGCAGGUGGUGCUUAUGGCACAGAGCCCUGACACCAUCCCUCUACUUCAUCGGUUACCAAUAAAAAACUUUUACAGGAGGUCCUCCAACCAUUUCCCUCCCCCUCACACAAAACUUCUCUUUGUUUAUAAUUUUAAGCUCUAGUGCAGGGGAUAUUUUACCUUGCGACCUACAAUCUAGUCCUGUCAUCAUUAUUAACGAAAGUCACCUAAACCCAAACAAGUAGGACCAUCACAAAUCCGACUUUGAUGUUGCGCCACUAGCAUUACCCCCGACAACUACGCAAAGAUAAGAGCAGAACUUACCCAGGAUCAAUUGUGAGCACAACCACGAAAAGAUGAGUAAAGGAAGACCCAAACGGAUACGAAUUAGGCGAACCUAAGUAUUGACGUAAUGCAACUCUACAUUGUUUUGCAGUGGAUAUCUGUUCUAUUUCAAGCGAUAGAAAGCAAGAAGAGUAUAAUCACCGGCAUGUGCUACUAACAAAAAAAAGCUUGUUCAGCAUCAUCUUGGUAAUUUGUUUG